This is a messenger RNA of Austrofundulus limnaeus, 2494 nucleotides long. It is a transcript of the gene bbs2, whose product is annotated as Bardet-Biedl syndrome 2. NCBI's taxonomy places the organism in Eukaryota, Metazoa, Chordata, Actinopteri, Cyprinodontiformes, Rivulidae. Gene Ontology annotation, molecular function: protein binding. Gene Ontology annotation, cellular component: motile cilium; membrane; neuron projection. The record is from RefSeq and is a predicted model, not a curated record. The transcript is spliced from 18 exons. Gene Ontology annotation, biological process: non-motile cilium assembly. Bases 148 to 2286 code for a protein of 712 amino acids.
GAAGUUGUAUCCUAACGCUGUGUUUGUGUUUCCGCGCAGCUGAAAAAGUCAAACCGGUGAUUAUUUUCAAGCAAAGCCUCACAGUUUUCAGCUGAGGAGGGCAGGAGUCGCUGUCUGUUCAUCACGGGAUCUUGAAGAAGAAGCACCAUGAUGGUCCCCAUAUUCACCCUGAAGCUGAACCAUAAGAUCAACCCCCGCAUGGUGGCUGUGGGGAGGUUUGAUGGGGUUCACCCCUGUCUGACUGCAGCUACUCAAGCUGGGAAGGUUUUCAUCCACAACCCUCACGUUCGCGCUCACAGACCGGCGUCUCACCGGCUGAGCCAGAGCACCCAGGACUCGGACAUCUCCCUCCUGAACAUCAACCAGGCAGUGACCUGUCUGACAGCAGGACCGCUGGGACCCAACACCGCUGGGGACACGCUGCUGGUGGGCUCCCAGACCAACCUGCUGGCCUACGACGUCCACGACAACACAGAUAUAUUUUACAGAGAGGUGACAGAUGGAGCCAACGCCAUCGUGUUGGGAAGACUUGGGGACAUCCCAUCUCCUCUGGCCAUCAUCGGGGGGAACUGUGCUCUGCAGGGCUUCAACUCCGAGGGAAACGAUCAGUUCUGGACAGUAACUGGAGAUAAUGUCAGGUCUCUGAUGCUCUGUGACUUCACUGGAGACGGGAAGAACGAGCUGCUGGUGGGCUCUGAGGACUUUGACAUCAGGGUCUUCAGAGAGGACGAGCUGGUUUCAGAGAUGACUGAAAACGAGACGGUGACGUCAUUGUGUCACAUGCACGGCAGCAGGUUUGGCUACGCGCUGGCUAACGGUACGGUCGGAGUCUACGACCGCACGGCUCGCUACUGGAGGAUCAAGUCUAAGAACCACGCCAUGAGCAUCCACGCCUUCGACCUGAACGCUGACGGCGUGGUAGAGCUCAUCACCGGCUGGUCCAACGGAAAGAUCGACGCCCGGAGCGACCGCACGGGCGAGGUCAUCUUCAAGGACAACUUCUCGUCUGCUGUCGCCGGCGUGGUGGAGGGGGACUACAGGUGCGACGGGCAGAAACAGCUGAUCUGCGCCUCCACGGAGGGAGAGGUUCGGGGUUACCUGCCUGCCAGCAAGGACCUGAAGGGGAACCUGAUGGACUCCAGCGCCGAGCAGGACCUGGUCCGAGAGCUCAGCCAGCGCCGGCAGAACCUGCUGCUGGAGCUGCGUAACUACGAGGAAAACGCAAAGGGUGUACCUCAGACAAACAGUGGGAUGGGGGUCAUACCUGCCAACACUCAGCUGCAGACCACGCUGUCCGUCAGACCUGCUACAGAAGCCCAGAAGGCUCACGUAGAGCUCAACAUUUCAACACCAAAUGAAACUAUCAUCCGAGCCGUCCUCAUCUUCGCUGAGGGAAUAUUUGAGGGGGAAAGUCACGUCAUACACCCCAGUGUCCAGAACCUGUCGGGCUGCGUCCGCGUCCCCAUCAUCCCCCCUAAAGACAUCCCGGUGGACCUGCACAUCAAAGCCUUCGUUGGAGGGAAAACUAGCACGCAGUUCCAUGUGUUUGAAAUCACACGCCAGCUGCCCAGGUUCUCCAUGUACGAGCUAACGGACGAGUCCUCCGCCCCUCCACCCACAGGAAGAGUGUCCUUCAGCAUCAACGAGCGGCCGCAGAGGGUGGUGAUGUGGCUGAACCAGAACUUCCUUCUUCCAGAGGGAGUCGAGAGUCCAAACGUCACCUUCAUGUCCCUCAGAGGAAGUGGAUUAAUGUCCUUUAAUAUGUCCACUAAUGGACAGGUCACCCUGAGGACAGAUGACUUGGACCUUGCAGGAGACCUGGUCCAGUCCCUGGCCUCCUUCCUGGCGAUAGAGGACCUGACAGCAGAAGCAGAUUUCCCUGCGUACUUCGAGGAGCUGCGCUCCACUCUCACUGAGGUGGACGAGUUCCACUCCGUCCAUCAGAAGCUAACGGCAGAAAUGGCCGACCACUCCAACUACAUCAGGAACAUGUUGGUCCAAGCCGAGGACGCCCGCCUGAUGAGCGACAUGACCACCAUGAAGAAGCGCUACAGAGAACUGUACGAUCUGAACCGGGACCUCAUCAACGAGUAUAAGAUCCGGUCCAACAACCACAACGCUCUUCUGGUCCGUCUGAAGUUUGUGAACCAGGCGAUCCAGAAGGCCGGCAGACUGCGAGUGGGAAAACCCAAGAACCAGGUGGUCUCUGCCUGCAGGGACGCCAUCAAGACCAACAACAUCAACACCCUGUUCAGGGUCAUGAGGGCCGGAGCCGCUUCCUGCUGAACCUACAGGGACCUGGACUGGAACUGAGCAGGGACUUUGUCACUUGGACUAGGGCAGCAGAACGAGUUCUUCGUGUGAAGGACCUGAAGCUGGUCCAGAUGGUUCUGACCCAUCAGACCUUUGUUCCGUUUGUAGAUUUUAAACCUGAAGACUUGAACUUAUAUUUUUAGCUGAUUGUGAUUUUUAUUAAAUAAAGUUUUAAAUGUUG